Molecule: messenger RNA, 306 nt
Organism: Aureobasidium musti
Lineage: Eukaryota; Fungi; Ascomycota; Dothideomycetes; Dothideales; Saccotheciaceae
Source: the annotation of a GenBank genome assembly
AUGUCUGACAACGAAUCCACCAGCGAAUCUCCUGUCAAGGCCGACAAGAAGGUCGUGUUUACUGAGAAGGAGGAGAUGGUCCUCAAGGCUGCCUGGCGCUGCCUCAAGUCUGGCCCUCCCGAGGCUGCCGCCAAGGGCAAGAAGGCUACUGCCACUCCCACUCCCUCGAAGAAGCGCACCAAGAAGGAUGUUGAAAACGAGGAUGGCGAUGAAGACGAUGAGGGAAGAACUCUCGUCAACAAGAGAAACAAGUCUUCGGCUGUCAAGAAGAUCGUCAAGACUGAGGACUCUGAUGAUGCCGAUUGA